GGAAGUGAUGAGGUGGGGAGCUCAGCCGAGGGCUGCACAAAGACCUUCCUGGCCUGCCCCAGACAGAGCUGAGGACCCCUGGCCGUGGGCUUGGUAAGUGCCUGGGCAGAUCCCCAAGUGCCUUGGUCCCCAAGUGCCCUCCUGGGGGGCAGCUGGGAUCUGGGAGGCCUUGGGAUGUGGCUGCAGCUGGGUCAGUCGGCCAGGCUGAAGCCCAUUCCCUGGGUCUGAGCAGACUGGCCCCAAACUCCAGAGACCACCCCUCACCCCCCAGCUUCUGCCUCUCUGCUGCUGGACUGGGCUGUUUGUAAGGCAUCCCCCACCCACGGAAGUUCUGCUAAGAGCCCCAAGAAGGGGACAGAUCCUCUGGCAGAGACACUGGCAGACAAGAAGAGCCAGAGAGAAGUGGGGUGGGGGCAUCAGCACCCCCAGCAGCUGCUGCUGCUGCCUGCUGACCCAGCCUCCAGCUCCUCCGGGUGCAGGGUCCCUCCUGCUGACCAGCCUCCAGCUCUUCCCAGUUCUGGGCUCCGCAGCGAGCGGCUUGGGGGCACUAGCUGACACAGGAGACCAUAUCUGGGCAGAGGGUGGCUGCAGGUGGAGUCUGGCCUGUGGCGCACACCCAGGGGCUCCCCCGAUGCUGGUUACUAUCUGGGGUAUGGUGGCCACAGCUGUCCUGCCCCUCCUCGCGGCCGUGCUGGGCGUUACCAUGGUGACACGGAGGGGCCAGGCAGAGCAGCCCUAGCUCACCUCACUGGGAGCCCCCGCCAGAAGGUGGGCACCUCUGGGAGGGAGGGACUGCCAGGCCUUGGGGCUUCCUGUGCUGAGUCAGAGCCGGAACGGGAGACGCAGGAGCCCCGCAGCCGCGGGAGAUGCAGAUUUGGGGCUGCCAGGUGGCGCAGGUCCCCUUGGCCAGCCCCCAGUGCCCCUUUCUUCUGCCCCCAGGGCCUCGGCUUCACAGGAUGGGGCUGCCAGUGUCCUGGGCCCCUCCUGCCCUCUGGGUUCUAGGGUGCUGCGCCCUGCUCCUCUGGCUGUGGGCGCUGUGCACAGCCUGCCGCAGGCCUGAGGACGCUGUAUCCCCCAGGAAGAGGGCGCGGAGGCAGCGGGCGAGGCUGCAGGGCAGUGCGACGGCAGCGGAAGCGUCCAUGCUGAGGCGGACCCACCUCUGCUCCCUCAGCAAGUCGGACACCAGACUGCACGAGCUGCACCGGGGCCCGCGCGGCAGCAGGGCCCUGCGGCCUGCCAGCAUGGAUCUCCUGCGCCCACACCGGCUGGAGGUGUUCAGGGACAUCACCGGACCGCAGGCAGCCCCCUCUGCCUUCCCACACCAGAAGCUGCCCCGGGCUGUGCCGGCAGCUGCAGCCACCGCAGGAUGCGCUGGCCUCGACGCCACCUAUUCCAACGUGAGGCUGGCGGCCCUUCCGGGGGUCAGCCUGGCGGCCAGCCCUGUGGUGGCUGAGUAUGCCCGCGUCCAGAAGCGCAAAGGGACCCAUGGCAGUCCCCAAGAGCCACAGCAGGGGAAGGCUGAGGUGACCCCGGCCGCUCAGGUGGACGUCCUGUACUCCAGGGUCUGCAAGCCUAAAAGGAGGGACCCAGGACCCACCACAGACCCGCUGGACCCCAAGGGCCACGGAGCGAUUCUGGCCCUGGCGAGUGACCCGGCCUACCAGACCCUCCCGCUCAGGGCCCUGGAUGUGGACAGCGGCCCCCUGGAAAACGUGUAUGAGAGCAUCCAGGAGCUGGGGGACCCUGCUGGCAGGAGCAGCACGUGCCGGACUCGGACGCCCCCUGCUUCCAGCUGCCCCAGCCUAGGGAGGGGCUGGAGACCCUCCCCGCCCUCAACACUCAAGGACCUGUGCUCCUUCCUCCAGAGUGAGGCCCGUCCCCAGCCCCGCCCCGCCUCACAGCUGACAGCGCCAGUCCCAGGUCCCCGGGCUGCCAGCCCGUGAGGUCCGUGAGGUCCUGGCCGCUCUGACAGCCGCGGCCUCCCCGGGCUCCAGAGAAGGCCCGCGUCUAAAUAAAGCGCCACCGCAGGAUGAAAGCGGC
Messenger RNA from Nomascus leucogenys (northern white-cheeked gibbon), 2040 nucleotides. RefSeq names its product Lck interacting transmembrane adaptor 1 (gene LIME1). Gene Ontology annotation, biological process: T cell receptor signaling pathway; B cell receptor signaling pathway; regulation of phosphatidylinositol 3-kinase/protein kinase B signal transduction. Gene Ontology annotation, molecular function: protein kinase binding. Gene Ontology annotation, cellular component: B cell receptor complex. The record is from RefSeq and is a predicted model, not a curated record. NCBI's taxonomy places the organism in Eukaryota, Metazoa, Chordata, Mammalia, Primates, Hylobatidae.